Anguilla anguilla (European eel) is the source of this 2707-nucleotide messenger RNA. RefSeq lists its product as uncharacterized. The transcript has 14 exons. Bases 131 to 2437 code for a protein of 768 amino acids. The record is from RefSeq and is a predicted model, not a curated record. Lineage: Eukaryota; Metazoa; Chordata; Actinopteri; Anguilliformes; Anguillidae.
CGAUUUUGUCGCCGUUGCACAAACAUGACAAUAUUGUGCUGCUUUCGAGAAAACUAAUUUUUACGCGCGUGGAACUGGCGUGUCUGAUCUAACGAACUGAUUGAUGUGAUUUGUGCGUUUGGACCUUGACAUGAUGUGGACCUCCAAAGCAAAGAACAAUGUUUCCACAAAACGGAAAGAGAACAGCGGAGUGGUAACAUUUCCGCCUAUUCCCAAGAGCUGCUCGAACUCACGUCAGGAGCUGAGUGACAGGAAACCCACAUUUCAAAGACUUCAGGAGUUGUUCUUUGCUUCUGGUCCGACUGGACUCAAACAGGAGGCUUACCAUCUGCUCGAUUCAGGGCUGAGAAAUAAGCAGAAGGCCGAGGGCCACAGGAGCGUUCCUCCUUUAAGAGUGAACAUGAGGGCCCACUCGCAGAUAAAAGCACAUUUCAGACAUCGCCUGCAGCAGCUUCGUAUCAGUCACACCGAGCAGAAUUUAAAAUCCGAAGAGACGGGGGUGGAUGUGCUGAGCUUACUGAAGGAACAAAGCGUUUUAUUAAAGGACAAGUCUUUAGGAGGUCUGCUGGGUGCUGGAGGGGCAGAGAGCUUUCCGGGUUGUCCUCCGGGGUUCUUGCGAAGCCUGACGGUGCUGGGGGUGGGUGAGGCGGCAGGGGGGGCCGGCCCUGACGGGGACGGGGCUGGCCUCUCCCCGGUGGUCAGUCCCAGGCCGGGGGCCCCUUCAGACAGUCUGCGCAAGAGAGCCCUCCUGGGCUCUGCGAGCUGUAGCAAGAGGAAGAGUGUGUGCGAGGAAGGACGGCCUCGUUCACCUGGCUCCACCACCAGUGACAUCAUCAGAGGGAACGUCACCUUACCUUGCUGUGCCCGGAAGAGAAGAUUCAUGAUCUAUAUCUGCGGUGGAUAUAAAGACACGGUGGCUGAGAGGACAGCGCUGGUGGAGAAGGCCUACCCCCCUCUGUAUGUGUACUGUAAGCAGCGCGGGUACGACCUGCGGAUGCUGGAUCUGCGGCGGGGUGUGGAGGACGCCAUCACCGACAGGAACGACACCGCGGCUCUGCACGUGGAGGCCCUCCGGGAGUGCCAGGAGGCCCAGGGGCACCUCUUCUUCCUGUUCACAGGCCAGAAGCACGAAGUGCAGACUCUGCCACUCAGCAUGUCCGCAGAGGAGUUUGAGGCCGUCCUCGACGUGCUGGAGAAAGAGAAGCAGGACUUGUCUAAGAGGAGGCAGAUGAGCUUGAGUGAGCUGGGUCUGGAGUCCCAGUCCAGCUUCGCCGUCAGCGACACAAGCAGCUUCGCCUCCGAGCUGGGACAGAGCCAGACAGACUCGGCCGAGAGCUCAACGCUGCUGAGCGCCAGCGAGGUUUCCCAGAAUUCCCUCACUGACGACGAGGAGGUUGGCGCCACGCCCUUGGGAAUUCGGUGUUGGGCCGACGCGGAUAAGGACCAGAACCUCCUGCGGAUGUGCUACAGACUGGACGAGAACUGCCUUCCUCCUGUCUACUGCCUCCUUCCUGUCAGCACCCACUUCUCGGACAUGCUCAGUACGGACGGGGCUCGGCGGCGAGAGGCCAAGAGGGCGUGGCAGUCAGUGUGCGUCCGCCUGUGGGGGGUGCUGCAGCGCAACGGCCCGGGGGUGCUGGGCGAGGAGCAGUCUGCCCGACUGCUGAGGACAGUGCUGGCGUCGGAGGUAGAGCAGGGCCUCAGUGUACAAGGCCCGCCUGAGCAACACUGCCACUGGUACAAGAGGAACAUCUCCGACAUCACCUACAAUCUGAAGAGCGACAAGGCUUCAAAAUACAUAGACAUCUUAAAAGGUCGACCUGAGGUCAACCAGAACCUUUAUUCCUGCCAUCAGAGGUUCAUGGAGAGCAUCCACACGAAGCUUCGGCACACAAAUAUUUAUGAGUUGAGUGUGGGCUGGGGCCGAAAUGGCCUGAACCCCGAAACGAACCGAUCGCACCUGUUCUACACCGAGCGCCUCUGCUCCGACUUCAGGAGGAUCGUGAUCAAUCACCUGAACAGGCACAUUAAAGUGAGCAGUAUGAAAUGUUCGCCGGAUGUCAAGCGGAGGAAAGCUUCCAGGAUCAGAACGCAGGACGAGAUCCUCCAGCACGUUCACCGCGCGCAGGAGCUGGAUAAGCGCUGUGAUUACAGAGAGACGGUCCUAUCGGAUUUGAGGAGGGAGUUGGAGAGCUCCAAUCAGAGGCCUGUUCUCCUUCUGGGGGAGGCGGGGUGGGGGAAGAGCACCACCAUGGCCCGAGUUGCUCUGCUGGCCUCUGGCUGGGUAGCAGGAGAUGUGAAGGUCCUGGUCCGCUUCGUCGGGCACACUGGUGACAGUCGGAACGUGAGACUGCUGCUCCAGAGCCUGAGUUUUCAGCUGGCAGAGGCGUAUGCUGAUCAUGUCCGCCUGUCCGAGGUACAGCCAACAUUUGUAUGAAUUGUAUGUUAAUAUGUCGAAGUAAAAAAUAUAAAACAGUACAUAAUAUGUGAUAAACAACAUAGUGUUGGUGCCUCAACAGUGAGUCAUAUUUUUAGGUUUGCAAAAAAAGGAUACAAGAUACAUAGACCAUGACAAAAUGUCUUUAUAAGAUGAGAAUCUGCACCCAAGGGAUGCAAGAUACAUGGACCAUGCCAAGAAUUUAAAUAAAAAAGCUGAGAAUCUGCAGCUUAACCACAUGUGGAAUGUUUGAUUACAAGUCAGUAAUUU